ACACGCUAUUUCGUGUCUUUGAUUUAUUCGCAACUGACUUUGAAAGUUUUAAAUUUUAUAAAAGGAUUUUUCUGUUACAACAUUUUGGACAACUUGCAUUGUCACGGAUUUCUAGACAAUUUCGAACGUCGUGUGUGACCAGAUUACAAAUAUACCUACCCCUGGCAUCAUAAAUUAAGAGGAAGCAUGCACAACCACCAUACCGUCACUGUCCACUAUCUGAAGAAGCAUACUGUCGUCAACAUGAAGAAUUUGAUCGACAGUACGGUUAAGUGGAAAUGGUUAACCUUCCUAUUUUCACUCUCCACAUUCAUCUUUAUGUUCUUGUGCGUUUCAAUAUGGAUAAUUAAAGACCAAGAAAUUGAAACAUUUAGCGCAAAUACUGGUACUUGUCCCACUGAAGAUUUUGAGGAAACUGAAAAAGAAGUUGUUGACCGGCUCCAUGGCUCGGCUUUGGACACACUCACGAGGGGCGAGAUAAAUUUGGUUGUAAACUAUCUUCAUGACAAGAUGAAUUUGAAACACCCCAAAGAAGCAAAAAUUGAUCAAAGUUUCAUACAUGCUAUAGAAGUGCACACACCAAAGAAAAGUGAAUUGCUGGAAUUUUGGGAUAAUAAUGGUACUAAACCUAAGAGAGACGCCAAGGUUUUUAUAAUGCACGGGGACCGAACUCCGCCAUUCAUUGGUGAAUAUAUCGUUGGUCCUCUUCCGAACAUUACGUACGCUGAAAUAAUAAACACAACAGCUAGAACGACGAAAGUUCCUUAUAUAUAUCGUCCUUUCUCCAGCUUUGAGUUUAUGGCAAUUUAUAAGCAUGUGAUAGGAAGAGUUGCACGACAGGCUCAUCAAGUACUGAUAGAGAGUUAUAACGCGACUCCUUUCAAUUGUGGCAACCAGUGUUUGCGGUUUUCUAUGACUCCAAUCUCCAGUGGUUACCUUCCGGAAGGAACAAGAAAGUCUUGGUUCUGGUUUGCACACAAUGUUGAGUUCUAUACACUGCAUCCGCUUGAUUUUCAGUUCUUGGUCGACAUGACCUCACACAACCCCAAUGAUUGGAGAAUUUUAGAUGUAUGGUAUGCAAAUCAGUUAUUUGAAUCGUUAUCUGUAUUUCUAAAAGCUUACAGGUGUCAGCAAAUAAAUAAAACAAGAAUUCCGUUCCCAACAGGGGAAGAGAGAACUUUUAGUUCAUUAGAAAUGCGGGAGAACCAGUUUCCUGAGAAUGGCAGGCGACCACCUCGUCAAUUUUAUCCUGAUGGACCCCGAUUUAAAAUAAAUGGAAAUUCAAUUAAAUACAUGACUUGGGAUUUAAAAUUUAAAAUGUCGACCACAAAUGGCCUGCAGCUUUUUGACAUUAAAUUUGACUCGGAGAGAAUUAUAUACGAAUUAAGCAUGCAGGAAGUGACUGUCUUGUAUUCAGGUUUCAGUCCGACCAACCGGAUGUUGUAUUAUGCCGACAGCGCCGGCUUGUUCGGAACCCGUUCCAGGGGAUUAGUCCCAAGCGUAGAUUGUCCCGAGAAUGCGCGAUUUAUAGACUCUUAUCUGUAUUCCGCAAACGAGGAUGGCCACCGAACAUAUGAGAACGCCUUUUGUGUAUUUGAACACAAUUCAAACUUUCCUUUGCGGCGUCACAGAGCUUACGGAAGAUCUGGAGCUUUUUACGGUGGUUUGGUUAACACCGUGCUUGUCGUUAGAACUAUUAUGAGCGUCAUAAACUAUGACUACGUGUUUGACUAUAUGUUCUAUCAAAACGGAAUGGUGGAGAUACGCGUUUUACUGACAGGUUAUCUAGGGACAUCGUUUUAUGUUCCGCAGGAAGAACCUUACGGUGCACACGUGCGAAAGACGGUCAUUGCAGGUCUUCAUAACCAUCUUUUCAAUUUCAAAGUUGAUCUCGAUAUCAAAGGAACAAAAAAUAUAUUUGAAACCGUUGACAUUAAGAUGGAAAAUAAGACGGAUCCUUGGUAUGGUCAUCAUCAUAUACAAAAUGCUUAUACCAGGAAUAUCCGACGCACGGAGAAAGAAGCCGCUUACCAGUAUAAUUUCUCAACUCCGAAGUAUUUGUUAGUAUCGAAUAACAGGAAACAUACGCCUGAAAAUGUUAGAAGAUCCUACCGAAUCAAACCCUCUGGAAUGUCCAAACUUCUUCUGCCGGACAACUACGGAUUUAGUCCCUCCAUUUCGUGGGCCCGUUACCAAGUGGCAGUCACAAAACAAAAGGACUGGGAAGAAUCUAGUAGCUCUAUAUUCACCAUGUGGGACGCCAAAAACCCGGUAGUCAAUUUCCAGUCUUACAUCGAUGACGACGAUGAUAUUGUUAAUGAGGAUUUGGUAGCAUGGGUAACAUUAGGAACCCAACACUUGCCACAGACUGAAAAUCUCCCGAAUACCCUCACUGCGGGCGGGGCUCUAUCUGUACAUCUGAUUCCAUUUAAUUACUUUGAUGAAGAUCCGUCGAUGAGAUCCAGGGAUUCUGUGCGAAUUACACCGAAGGACCCCAAGCGACCGACGGAGGGGGCAAAUGUAGAUAGACAUCACAAAUACACCCACCAUUGCAAUCCUAUUCCUAACUACCCGGAUGUCCAUAUGUCUAAAAAUAGUACAACAGUAUUCACGUGACGAACGCAAGAUUCCUACACAAGAAAAGUGAUAAUUGAAUGGCAGCAUUGUACUCUAAUAUUCUGUAUAUAACUUUGUUUGAAAUUCUUCAAAACUUGUGCUACAUGUAUUACAUGUUAUGUUUAAUAUAAUGUGAUUUUAAUACCCCUUAAUAUAAACUUAUUAUUUAAAGAAACCUAAACCGAAAUACAUCCAUGUGACCCAUACACUGUGAAAAUGUUUUAUUAACCCUUUUGAAGUGUGAGUGGUGUGUAUUAAUGAAUUAAAUGUUGGAAUGCGAAAAAGAGUGUGAAUAACAGGUUUUUAUCUUUGGUUCGUAGAUAUGAUUCAACUCCGAAAUUGUCUUGAACUUAAUUCGUGAAGCUAAAACCGUCCAUUUCAGCUAGCCCUUGAGACUGGUUACCAAUAUGCUUCCCAUAGCGAUUGAUUUGAGUGAAAAAGGCCAACUGCUUCAUGUCGAUAGUACAAUUUGAAAUGUAUAUUGGUUGUUAAUUUCAUAUCUGAACGAUAUUUCAUAUCUGCAUGAGCAAGUCGAAUGGAGUAUGCGAGUACGAAUUCGUUCAAUAAUGUUUGGUCACCAUUCUAUAACUGUUACAAAUAUAUUAUGUCUGUGUGACUGUGAAUGAAUCAUUGAAUAUUUUGUAAGCAUCUUAUAGUACUGAACUGUAUAAAGUGUUAUCGACUAUUUUAACUGUAAUCAGGAGGAUGAGAUCAGAUUGUUCAUAUAUAUGUUAUGUUAUCUUUUUAAAGAUAUGAGAAAGUUAUAAAAAUUAAUAAAAUUUAAAACUUCC
Molecule: messenger RNA, 3407 nt
Organism: Ostrea edulis (European flat oyster)
Lineage: Eukaryota; Metazoa; Mollusca; Bivalvia; Ostreida; Ostreidae
Product: putative amine oxidase [copper-containing]
Exons: 3
Coding region: 187-2616 (809 amino acids)
Biological process (GO): amine metabolic process
Cellular component (GO): plasma membrane
Molecular function (GO): primary methylamine oxidase activity; quinone binding; copper ion binding
Source: RefSeq, a predicted model, not a curated record